Cynoglossus semilaevis (tongue sole) is the source of this 425-nucleotide messenger RNA. Its product is annotated as axin-1-like. Gene Ontology annotation, cellular component: beta-catenin destruction complex; nucleus; plasma membrane. Gene Ontology annotation, biological process: positive regulation of protein kinase activity; positive regulation of proteasomal ubiquitin-dependent protein catabolic process; cell development. The transcript has 2 exons. The coding region runs from base 160 to 414 and encodes 84 amino acids. Gene Ontology annotation, molecular function: I-SMAD binding; molecular adaptor activity; ubiquitin protein ligase binding. Lineage: Eukaryota; Metazoa; Chordata; Actinopteri; Pleuronectiformes; Cynoglossidae. The record is from RefSeq and is a predicted model, not a curated record.
UGACAUUUCAGGAGUACCACUGGGUCCAAGAGGAUCACAGGCCACGAGUCUUUCCGUCAUAGCUCAGUGGACAGAUGUGGCUCAGUGUACCCGUGUGUCAGCAGCACCCAGCUGAGGAACGAUGUGCAGCCGUCACAUCCCUUCAUCCAGGAUCCUACCAUGCCACCUAACCCAGCUCCCAGCCCUCUUAUCCAGUUGGAGGAGGUUUGCCGGCGUCUUGAAGAGCAAACAAUGAAGUCACGGGUUUUACAGACGAAGCAAAAGUACGUAAUGGAGGUGAUCCAACGGGGCCGCUCCGCCGCCAGGCCUAAAGUGUUCCCUCCACUCAACGUGGUGCCAGCCGUCUCUGACAGCGAGCUCUCGGAGCCUGAGUAUGUCCACUGUGUUUUACCAGUAACUGUCUGCUCUAGCUAGGUCUCAACAAC